Molecule: messenger RNA, 514 nt
Organism: Tinamus guttatus (white-throated tinamou)
Lineage: Eukaryota; Metazoa; Chordata; Aves; Tinamiformes; Tinamidae
Gene: GASK1A
Product: golgi associated kinase 1A
Cellular component (GO): Golgi apparatus
Source: RefSeq, a predicted model, not a curated record
GGGGCAAGCGCCAUGCGUCGGCAUCGCGCACGCCGAGUGGAGCCGCCUGGCGCUCUUCGACUUCCUCCUGCAGGUGCACGACCGCCUGGACCGCUACUGCUGCGGCUUUCAGCCGGAGCCGGGGGAGCCCUGCGUGGAGGAGAUGCUCCACGCCAAGUGCCGGAACCCCGCGGAGCUCGCCUUGGUCCACAUCCUGGUGCGGAGGAGCUCGCCGUCGCGCCUCGUGUUCAUCGACAACGCGGGCCGCCCGCAGCACCCGGAGGCGAAGCUCAACUUCAGGCUGCUGCAAGGCAUCGAUAGCUUCCCAGAGACGGCCGUGGCCAUGCUCAGGUCGGGCUGUUUGCAGAAGGCGCUCCUGAAGUCUCUGUACGUGGAUCGGGAAUUCUGGGAGAGCCAGGGCGGCUCCGAAGGCCUGCGACCUUGGCUGCAAACGCUGGAGAGGCGCGGGCAGAUCUUACUGCGCCACAUCCAGGAGCACAAGCUGACCGUGUUCAGGGAGACAUCAUCACCCUAA